Molecule: messenger RNA, 1545 nt
Organism: Medicago truncatula (barrel medic)
Lineage: Eukaryota; Viridiplantae; Streptophyta; Magnoliopsida; Fabales; Fabaceae
Product: sugar transport protein 1
Exons: 4
Coding region: 1-1545 (514 amino acids)
Biological process (GO): monosaccharide transmembrane transport
Cellular component (GO): membrane
Molecular function (GO): monosaccharide transmembrane transporter activity
Source: RefSeq, a predicted model, not a curated record
AUGGCAGGUGGUACCAUUGGCACCAAUGGGUCCGGGAAAGAAUAUCCUGGAAAACUCACUCCUCGAGUUGUCUUUGUUUGCGUUAUUGCUGCUUUCGGAGGUUUAAUUUUUGGCUAUGACCUUGGCAUCUCAGGUGGUGUUACAUCGAUGGAUCCUUUUUUACAAAAAUUCUUUCCAAGUGUUUAUGAAAAGGAGGCCAAUAUAAGACCAUCUGACAACCAGUACUGCAAAUUCGACAGCCAAACGUUAACAUUAUUCACAUCCUCUUUGUACGUGGCUGCUCUUAUCGCAUCUCUUGGGGCGUCGUGGCUAACUCGAGUGCUUGGAAGACGUAUCACCAUGCUUUCUGGUGGUGUUCUUUUUCUUGCUGGUGCUGCCAUGAAUGGCUUUGCUCAAGAGGUUUGGAUGCUCAUUGUUGGUCGUAUGUUACUUGGAUUCGGUAUUGGAUGUGCUAAUCAGAGUGUGCCAAUUUAUGUUUCUGAGGUGGCUCCGUAUAAGUAUAGAGGAGCUCUUAACAUGAUGUUCCAAUUGGCAAUCACAAUAGGCAUCUUUGUGGCCAAUAUUCUCAACUAUGUGUUUUCUAAAAUGAAAAACGGUGAAGGAUGGCGUUACAGUUUGGGUUUGGCUGCCGUCCCUGCAAUAAUGAUUAUCACAGGUGCAAUCUUUCUUCCCGACACGCCAAGUUCUUUGAUCGAGCGCGGUCAAAAUGAUAAAGCCAAAAAAGAAUUGAUAAGUAUCCGUGGAACAACCGAUGUGGACGAGGAGUUUCAAGAUUUGGUUGCAGCUAGUGAUAUUUCAAAAACUGUGGAACAUCCUUGGGCCUCUUUGUUGACGAGACCGUAUAGACCUCAUCUCACAAUGGCAAUAGCCAUUCCGUUCUUUCAGCAACUCACCGGCAUGAAUGUGAUUACAUUCUAUGCUCCUGUUUUGUUCAAGACUAUUGGGUUUAGCAGCAACGCUUCUCUCAUGUCAGCCCUGAUUACCGGAGGAUGUAACGCACUUGCCACUUUCGUAUCAAUCGCCACUGUUGAUAAAUUUGGAAGAAGAACUCUUUUCAUAGAAGGCGGUAUUCAAAUGUUUAUUUGUCAGAUUGUUAUAGCUAUAUUUAUUGCGCUUAAAUUUGGAGUAAGUGGUGACCCAGGCGUUUUGCCAAAGUGGUAUGCAAUUGUUGUUGUUAUGUGCAUUUGUGUGUACGUAGCAGGAUUUGCAUGGUCUUGGGGUCCUCUAGGUUGGUUGGUGCCAAGUGAAAUAUUCCCACUCGAAGUUCGUUCUGCGGCUCAAAGUAUCAAUGUCUCUGUUAACAUGAUUUGCACCUUUAUCAUUGCUCAAAUUUUCACUACAAUGCUUUGUCACAUGAAGUUUGGAUUAUUUAUCUUCUUCGCCUUUUUCGUUGUUGUGAUGACUGGAUUUAUUUACAAGUUUUUGCCAGAGACGAAGGGAGUUCCAAUCGAAGAAAUGUCAACCGUAUGGGAGAAACAUCCUUAUUGGAGUGAUUUUGUUAAAGCGAAACCCAAACCCAAUGAUCAAGAGUUAGGGCAGCGUUAG